UUUUCCGACCUCAAAUCCGCCUCCCCACCCUUCUUCUCCUCUUCCUUUGACCUUUUCCUCCGACCUUUUCUUCCCUAUCUCCCUCCGCCUUUCUUUCUCCUCUCUUCCGUGUCCUCCUUCCUGACCUCUUCGCCGCCUUCCCACGCUUCCUGACACACACCUCUUCAUCUCACAACUUCCAAUUGUUUUCUCAUUGUCACGAAGAUAAUGUCCUCUCCCGCCCCUUCCGCUGCUCAGCCUGCAGAGGUGUCGCCCCAGCAGGCCGUCAACACGUCCUCUGACGCAGCCAAUGUGACCGAGACGUCGCUCGACAAUGGAGCCGCUGUUACGGCUGCCGACGACUCUGGCGUUGCCCCCAAUGCCUCUCCCGUUGCCAGUGGUCCCAAGGCCUUUACCCUGCGAGCCCUUGUGAGCACAAAGGAGGCAGGCGUCAUCAUUGGCAAAGGCGGCGCAAACGUCGCCGAGCUCCGCGACCGGUCCGGUGUCAAGGCUGGUGUCAGCAAGGUUGUUCCCGGAGUUCACGAUCGUGUUCUUAGCGUCAGCGGCACGCUGGAGGGUGUUGCCAAGGCCUACUCUCUGAUCGCGGCCACCAUCCUCGACAACCCUCUGACUCCGGGCGCUCCUGCUGCGCCCACCGGUGCGAGCGCGACGGGUCAGACAACGAUUCGUCUGCUCAUCUCACAUAACCUCAUGGGCACCGUCAUUGGUCGCCAGGGGCUCAAGAUCAAGCACAUCCAGGACACCUCGGGCGUGCGCAUGGUUGCCUCCAAGGAAAUGCUGCCCUCGAGCACCGAGCGCAUCGUCGAAGUCCAAGGCACCGUCCAGGGCAUCGAGGUCGCCGUCGAGGAGAUUGGACGCUGCCUCGUCGAGGACUGGGAGCGCGGUCAGGGCACCAUCCUCUACCACCCUGGUCUCGAAGUCGCUGGCCCCGGUGUCCUCGCCGCUGGAGGCGAAGGCGGUCUGCAGCCCCAGGGAGGAAGGAGGAUCUCCACGGCACCGGGCGCACCCAUGGCGCUGACGCCCAACCAGAGCCACCGCAAGUCGAAUGUCAACGGUGCCGGCCCCGGUUCUUCUCCCUCGGCCGCCGUUGCCUCUGCUGCUGCGGCCGCUGCCUCUGCCGCCUCUGCCGCAUCCGCUGCUGGCGUGCCCAGCGCUGCCGCCGUCAACCCCGGCGGCGGCCUGGCUGGCAACGGCGCCAGCUCCCCUGCCCAGGUCGUUGACGGAGAGACGCGCAUCCAAAACAUUAGCAUCCCCUCGGACAUGGUCGGCUGUAUCAUUGGUAAAGGAGGAAGUAAAAUCACCGAGAUCCGAAGACUGUCGGGCUCGCGCAUCUCGAUCGCAAAGGCGCCCCACGAUGAGACGGGAGAACGCAUGUUCACGAUCCAGGGCACCGCCGAGAGCAACGAAAAGGCCCUCUUCCUCCUCUACAACUCGCUCGAGGGCGAGAAGGAGAGGAGGGCGAGCGCCGCCGCCGCCGCCGCAGCCGCUCAGGAAAAGGGCGAGCAGGCCGCCCCCGCCGAGGCAAGCGAGGCUUAGAAAUCCAGAAAGAAUCCGUCAACCUAAUCUUCUGGCCGUCUCUUCUAUCUAGCCCAAAGGGGGGUGCAUGUAUUCGUUCCGAUGAUCACACAGCCAGAAAUGAAAAUUGGAGGUACAGAUUUGUAGCAAUCGGAGGUGUUGAGGAAGGGCAGCUGGCGUCCAUGCCCGAACAAAUUUCCUAUC
This is a messenger RNA of Acaromyces ingoldii, 1719 nucleotides long. RefSeq lists its product as hypothetical. The record is from RefSeq and is a predicted model, not a curated record. The coding region runs from base 208 to 1536 and encodes 442 amino acids. Gene Ontology annotation, cellular component: cytoplasm; nucleus. Gene Ontology annotation, biological process: 3'-UTR-mediated mRNA stabilization. The transcript is spliced from 3 exons. Gene Ontology annotation, molecular function: mRNA 3'-UTR AU-rich region binding. NCBI's taxonomy places the organism in Eukaryota, Fungi, Basidiomycota, Exobasidiomycetes, Exobasidiales, Cryptobasidiaceae.